AUGUCGGAAGAAAACUACCGAAGUUCUAUAACUUCAAGACCCACUUUUAAUAGAACCGUCACAUCAAGCACCCAAAACUUUGGAUCCCCGGGAUCAGGUAAUCGACUUAUCAAAAUUAUCACCGAGACGUCAUCUUCAACAAUGACUGGUGGACCUUCUUCAUUUGGACAAAGUGCUGCUUCAACUAUUCGUGAUAACCGUGAGCGUGAAAAAAAGGAAAUAAUGGAACUGAAUGACCGUCUUGCAAGUUACAUUGAGAAAGUGAGAUUCCUUGAGGCACAGAACAGAAAGCUUGAGGCUGACGUGAAAAUGUUGCACGGACGAUCUGGAAAAAGCACUGUAUCUGUGAAAAUCAUGUACGAGUCUGAAAUCACCGAAGCUCACAAAGUUGUCAAAGAAUCUUCUGUAAGCAAAGAACAGUCUGAAAAAGAAAUCACCAAGUUGCAAGAACAAGUCAAAGAAUACCGCGAUAAAUUGGAAGAGGCUCAAAAUGGUAGAACAGAAGAUCGUCUGAAGAUUGAUGAGCUUCUUGUCACUUACUCUGAACUGGAAGCGGAAAUCAACCUUCUCAAAAGACGGAUUGCUCUUCUCGAGGAAGAAAUCUCACAUCUUCGCAAAGAGAAUGCCUGGCUUCAAGCCGAACUUCAACGUGCUAGAGUUCAACUCGAUCAAGAAACUCUACUCCGUAUUGACAACCAGAACAGAGUUAAGACAUUGCUUGAAGAAAUUGACUUCAUGAAGAGAGGAUUCGACUCUGAACUGAAGGAUCUUCAAGCAAUGGCUGUCCGCGAUACAACUAGUGAGAAUAGAGAGUUUUUCAAGAAUGAAUUGGCAAAUGCUAUCCGGGACAUUCGUGCAGAAUACGAAAAGAUGAUGAAUGGAAAUAAGAACGAAAUGGAAUCCUGGUACCAAAUGAGAGUUCAAGAAAUCAAUACGCAAUCCAAUAGACAAAAUGCUGAAAAUAACUACCAUAAGGACGAAGUCAAGAGAGUGAAAAGUCAAUUAACUGAUUUACGCGGAAAAGUUUCUGAUUUGGAAAGCAGAAUAAUGCAAAACAAUAAAAGAAAAGAAGACCUUACCAACCUUGCCGAUGAUGAAGGACUAGCCUAUGAAGCAGCUCUUAAUGACAAGGACGCUCAUAUCCGCAAGCUACGCGAAGAUUGUCAAUCGCUCAUGGUAGAGCUCCAGAUGCUGUUGGAUACCAAACAAACUUUGGAUGGUGAAAUCAAAGUGUACAGAGCUAUUAUCGAAGGUGUCGAUAAUCCAGGACUAGCGCAACUUGUGGAAAAAGUCGUUCGCACUACGGCUAUUAAUGAAGUUGCUGACACAGAGACGAUGCGAGUUGUUAAAGGAGAGCACUCCAACAGAACAUCUUAUCAGAGAUCUGCUAAAGGAAGUAUUAUCAUCAAGGAAUCUUCUCCCGAAGGAAAAUAUGUUGUCAUCGAGAACACGAACAGAAACAAGGAAGAGCCCCUUGGAGACUGGAAACUGAAGAGAAAGAUUGAUGGAAAACGUGAGAUCAUCUUCACCUUCCCAUCCGAUUAUGUUCUGCAAGCCUCACAAUCUGUAAAGAUAUUUGCGCGUGGACACGGAACUGAAAAUCCUCCAGAGUCCCUUGUCUUCGAAGGCGACGACACUUUCGGAGUUGGAUCGAAUGUUCAAACAAUUCUGUACAAUUCUAACGGGGAGAAGCGAGCAACUGAAUAUCAGCGACAGUCCCAACAGACAACUACUACUGCUUAA
Messenger RNA from Caenorhabditis remanei, 1743 nucleotides. RefSeq lists its product as uncharacterized. NCBI's taxonomy places the organism in Eukaryota, Metazoa, Nematoda, Chromadorea, Rhabditida, Rhabditidae. The transcript is spliced from 5 exons. Bases 1 to 1743 code for a protein of 580 amino acids. The record is from RefSeq and is a predicted model, not a curated record.